AUGUGUGGUGAGUUGAGCAGCUAGCAAGGGAGAUGUUUGAAUUAGCAACUUGAUGAAAGAGAGAUAGUGGAAUGUUUUAGUGAUUUGGAGCAACUUAUGGUUUGAUAGGUUUGAAUCAAAAUGGCGUCUAAAGUGCUUUAUUCGCUCAGAGAUCCGCUCCCAAAGAAAAGGGAUGACUUUGAGGACAUCCUUGAGGAGAGAAGGAACUCCAGUGAUCUGAGAUACGCUCUCAAGUGCUACACGCCUGCUGUGUAUCGAAACCUGGUGCCCUGUAAAGCCAGCAUGCUCAAAAACCUCGUCCUCCAGUCCGACUCCCUGCAAUACGUCAUCAACCAGGUGUCGAUGGAGAGCGACGAGUCUCGAGAGGUGGUGCAAGAGGAGGCGUGUCAGGUGCUGGAGGAAAUGGCUCACCGAUUGCAGCUCAGCACCGUCCGGUUCUUCGCCUUCAUGCUCUGCAAAGCCUUCAAAGCACUUUACCGCAGCGUGCAGGUCAACGAGGAGGGCAUCCAGAGACUUCAGCAGGCCAUUCAGGAGCAUCCGGUGGUGCUUCUGCCCAGUCACCGCAGCUACAUCGACUUCCUGAUGAUGUCCUACCUCCUGUUCACCUACGAUCUGGCUCUACCCGUCAUCGCUGCAGGAAUGGAUUUUAUUAACAUGAAGUUUAUUGGAGAGAUGUUGCGCAUGUCAGGAGCAUUUUUUAUUCGUCGUUCGUUUGGAGGAGAUAAACUCUACUGGGCUGUUUUCUCAGAAUAUGUGAAGAUCAUGCUAAGAAACGGUUACGCACCAAUCGAGUUCUUCCUUGAAGGUACCAGGAGCCGAACAGCAAAAUCGCUCACGCCAAAGACAGGUCUGCUGAAUAUAGUCAUGGAGCCAUUUUUUAAAGGCGAAGUCUUUGAUGUGAACUUGGUUCCAGUGAGUAUAAGCUAUGAUAGAAUUCUAGAAGAGUCUCUGUAUGCACGUGAGCUGCUGGGAGUGCCCAAACCCAAAGAGUCCACGUCUGGUCUGUUGAAGGCCAGGCAGAUCCUCAGUGAGGAUUUUGGGACGAUGCAUGUGUACUUUGGCACUCCGGUGUCUGUGCGUAGCCUGGCACAGGGCCACAUCGGCCGCUCGCAGUACAACCUGGUGCCCAGACACAUCCCCCAGAGGCCUGCGGCGGACACUCAGGCGUUUGUGAACGAUGUAGCAUUUCACUUGGUGCGGCUGCAGGAGGAGAACAUGGUGCUGAAGCCGUGGGCGCUGAUCUCCACGCUGCUCCUGCAGAACCCCGAUGGCAUGGAGCUGUCGGCUCUCACCCAGCAGGCAGACUGGCUCCGGCGCCUAGCACUAUGCUUCGGGGCCUUCCUGGACUGGCCGGAUGGUCAGCCGUGCAGGAAGGUGAUCACCUCUAGUCUGGCCAUACACUCCAACUUGGCGUGCGUGUCUGGGGGGCGUGUACGACUGGUCGUUCCUGAGGCAUCAGGGGUGGGGCUGAGUGCUGAAGGGGCGGAGUUUAACCGGGCGGUCAGUGUGCUGUCUUGCGCAUCCUACAGGAAUCAGACGCUGCACGUGUUUGUGAGACCAGCUCUCCUGGCAGUGGCCAUGCACACCGCAAACUCCAACAGGAGGGACGAGAUCUACAAGUGCUUUAACUUCUUGCGGAACGUUUUCGCCAAUGAGUUCAUCCUCUGUCCUGGAGCAUCAGUGCUGGACUUUGAGGAGGCAUGUUGCUUGCUGGUGAAGUGCGGCGCAGUUCAGGAGUUGCAGCAGGACAUUGUGAUGUCAUCGAGCGGACAGAAGACUCUGUCCUUCCUGUGUUCGCUGUUUGAGCCGUUCCUGCAAGGGUACCAGGUGGUGUGUCGGUAUCUGUGCGAAGACACACAGGAGGAUCUGCUCGAGAAGAACUUUGUUCCUGCUGUGAGGAACUUUGCUCUCCAGCUCAUCCUAGCAGGAAGCCUGAGAUGCUACGAAGCAUUAUCGUCCGAUUUGCAGAAAAACGCCCUGGCCGCACUGAUCCGCCUGAAAGCUGUCAAGAAGGUCAAAACUGGAGAUCAGGUGUCUCUGAAGAUCAACAAGAUGGCCGUAAACUCAUUGGAGGACACGCUGGGGGGUAAAAUUCCCACCCAGAAGCCUGUCCUCGCUCGGCUGUAAGCACACGCACAACUCUCGAUGUGUACCUCAACUGCCUUCAUUAGCAUAUAAUUUUUUUUUUUUUGUGUGUCACGGCUUUGCCGACUACAAGGACUGUUUGUCGUCAAGCUUUAAGGAGCCAUAACCAUCUGGGACAUGCUCACACACACACACUCAAUCUCGCUCUCAGUGUUAUUUUCCUGCUGUGUGAUCAAUGUUCCAGUUUUUAACCGCUCUGAACUUUCAUCAUCACUCGUUCCUCUUUUUAGUCUCGCCACAUUUACUCAGUAACUCUUAUCUCCUUUUUUCACUGAUUUUUAAAACUAUGAUUAUAUAUAAAAAUAUAUUUUCUUUUUGCACACUGACAACCAAGUGUUGUCAAGGCAGACCACCGUUUUCUAGAGGAGGAUAUGCAAACAGUCGAAGAGUGAGUGUGGGUUUUUUUUUUUAAUUUUUUUAAUUAUUUAUCCAAAUAAAAAUAUAUUUGUCUGUCAUUAAGCUACUUUAUACAGUUUGGUUUAAUGUGCUUGAUAUACUGUGGAUUGUAUUUUCUAAUUGUAUGAGAAUUGACCUAAGGAGAGAAAUCUGAUGAGCAUGUUGAUUUUGUCAGGGUGGGGGGGGGUCUCUGGGUGCAUUUUAAUUUUGGUUUAGGAUAUUUUGUAUAAAAUUUAGGCUUGGGUCUGUUAUACCCAGUUAAAGCGUAAAUGUAGUGUGGUAUAUCUGGCCAUGUAUUUGGAUUUGGUCUAGGAUAUCAUGCUAUACUUUAGAUUUGAACUGGGAUAUCUGGCUAAAACUUGGAUUUGGUCUGGGAUAUCAUGCUGUAGUUUGGAUUUGGACUGGGAUAUUUGGCUAAAAUUUGAAUUUGGUCUUGGAUAUCUGGGUAAAAUUUGGAUUUGGUCUAGGAUAUCAUGCUAUAGUUUGGAUUUGAACUGGAAUAUCUGGCUAAAACUUGGAUUUGGUCUGGGAUAUCAUGCUAUAGUUUGGACUUGAACUGGGAUAUCUGGCUAAGAUUUGGAUUUAAACCAAGAUAUCAUGCUACAGUUUGGAUUUGGUCUGGGAUAUCUGGUUAAAACUUGGAUUUGGUCUGGGAUAUCAUGCUACAGUUUGGAUUUGAACCAAAAUAUCAUGCUAAAAUUUAGAUUUCAACGAGGAUAUCAUGCUAAAUUUUGGAUUUAAACCGAGAUAUUGUGCUACAGUUUGCAUUUGGACUGGGAUAUCAUGCUUUUGUUUAAACUUGAAGUGGGAUAUCAUGCUGUAGUUUGGAUUUGGACUGGGAUAUUUGGCUAAAAUUUGAAUUUGGUCUUGGAUAUCUGGGUAAAAUUUGGAUUUGGUCUGGGAUAUCAUGCUAUUGUUUGGAUUUUGACUGCGGUAUCUGGCUACAGUUUGGAUUUGGACUGGGGUAUCGUUAAAGGUUGGAUUUGGUGUGGUAUAUAUCUGGUUAAAACUUGGAUUUUAUUUUUCCUGGACUAUUUGGUGAUGAGGAUUUGGUCUGGAAUAGUAAUUGAAUUAAGUGCUUAAAUCUUGGAUUAAGUUUGCAUAGGGUCGAGAAUAUUUGGCGAAUGUUUAGAUUUGGUCAGAGGUAUCUGGUUAAAAUUUACACUUGGUUUGACAUUUGGGGGAUUUCUUGGGGGAUUUCUCUGCGAAUUUGGUUAAAAAAAAUCAAGAUUUUGUUUGGAAUAUUUGCAUAAAACUUGGUAUGGAUUAGGUACGUGGUGUCUCAUCGAUUUACUUACGGUUUGUGGUUGGUAUCUGUGAGACUGUCAUUUAGUUCCAUCAGUUAUAUCCUAGUAACGUUUAAACCGGUGUUUACAGUGUCCUUUAGCCAUAAUUCAGUUUCUUGGCCAUAUGUAAAGAAUAUCCUGUCCUGAAAUUUUUUAUGUACUUGUGUAUUGUGAAAUAUUUCGUAUAAUAGUAUUUUAUAAAGUGCCAACAAAGCAGUAAAUACAUCUAAUGAAAAGCUAUGCAUCAAAUAGAGAAAGAACCGCCCUCGAAAAUGGUUCUCAUGAUGGACUAUUUAGUGAUAUUGAUGGCAUGUUGUCAUGUGUCCUACGGUAACUCUCUCGAGUCAAGUAUUUUUAUGUUUUCUUGCUGAGCCGUUGUGCUGUCACUCAACCAUAUAACUCUGAGGUCUUCAGAUGCUCUGACUGCUCACACUGAUUUUCACCACCUUUACAGAGUUGUGACGGAUUGUACGUCUUAACGUACAUAACAUCAACCAUAUGCUGACGAGAGUACACUUGGCAUAUGCUAGUCAGUGGUAACAGGUUAUGUGGUGGUGUUUUUUUAAUAUAAUUAACAGCUGUACAGCUGAUUACUUAAAAAAAUGUUAAUUGUUAUAAUUUACCAAAUGUAUUUUGAAACUCCACUUUACUAAAGUCCACUCAGGGCCUUUGAAAGUUGUCAUUUUUCUUUUUUUCUUUUUAUAUAUAAAUUAUAAUUUGCUUAACACAGCUUUAAAACUGGGAUUCUUCUCCAGAUGUCUUGUUACUUUAGGACACGUCUUUCGAGAUGUGGGACUGUUCUUCAGUGAAAACCUGAGCGAAAGAGAUGAAUGUGAAAUACAGCAUGUCUGUAUACCCUGUGAUACUUCCGCUGUAACAUCUUUGCCAACAAACUCUUUUGCCAAAGUCAUUUCUGUUACUGAUAUUUGUGUGCAUUUGAAGCAUUACUGAUUCAGACUAAUUUCACAGUUUGAAAGUGUUUGUUUAAUGAAUAAUGACUGUGUGUGUGUGGUAUUAAAUCUGUAAUGACAAUAAAAUUUGAUAAUUGAGUGUG
This is a messenger RNA of Neoarius graeffei (lesser salmon catfish), 4881 nucleotides long. It is a transcript of the gene gnpat, whose product is annotated as glyceronephosphate O-acyltransferase. The record is from RefSeq and is a predicted model, not a curated record. Gene Ontology annotation, molecular function: glycerone-phosphate O-acyltransferase activity. Bases 121 to 2127 code for a protein of 668 amino acids. Gene Ontology annotation, biological process: ether lipid biosynthetic process. The transcript has 16 exons. Gene Ontology annotation, cellular component: mitochondrial membrane; peroxisomal membrane. Lineage: Eukaryota; Metazoa; Chordata; Actinopteri; Siluriformes; Ariidae.